GACGGUGCUUUUUGCAACAGUGAUUCAGUGAGAGAGCGUUUCUCGUUUCGCUUUGAGCGCUGCGUUUUCAUGUUAUCGUUUCUGUUGCGCACUUUCUGAUUCGUCCAUAGUUUGUUCCUGUGACGUUUCUAUAUGGGAUGUCAGCACUCGAAGCCACCGGUGGCGCCCACCCGGCGGCGUUUGAGCUUGGGUUUUGUCGAUCCGAGUCAUCUUCCUCCGGGCGGCAGCAGUACCACCGGCGACAGCACCACCGGCGCGACCGAGAAGAACCGAUCGCUGCUGCUCGAAGUCCACUCGAAGACCUUGCAGCAGAUCCUCGAGGGCGAGCAGGGCCGCCGCCAGUCCUGGUCCGCCAGCAGCUCCACGGAUCUGCGGCGCCAGUCCUUUUCGCAAAAGACCGUCGAGGAGCUCGGGCACCCGAUCGAACAGGCGGCACGCGACAACCUCGGCUUCGUGUGCAAAAAGGGUUUGAAACCAGAAGCGCCCAAUCAAGACAGCUUCUUGGUGGUCAAGGUAUAAAAAGAGCGACGGAAACUAAUGUCUCAGUAUGUUUGCAGCUGUCGAAGCAAUAUGAAUGUGUUUGUGAUAGUGAUCAUGUCCUCACAACGCAACCUGAAACGAACAAAAACUAAACCAGGCCGGGCAAGAUUUGAGCAUCUACGGCGUUUUCGACGGGCAUGGGCCGUUUGGGCACGAUGUAUCCGAUAUCCCACAGAAAAAGGCUGGCAGGGCAUAUUUGUAAUGCAAAAAUAAAUGCAAAGAAAAAUCUGUCAUGGGCGGCCUCAUAGCAUGCUGUUUAGGAUACGCCAUACAGAUUUUUUUGUGUAUUUAUUUUUGCAUUACAAAUAUGACCUGCCAGUUUUUUUCUGUGUGAUAUCCGAGUUCGUGAAGAACGCGCUGCCGAAGGUUCUGGUGCUGAAUAUGACCUGCUCAAACGUUACAAUCUCAAACGUUACAAUAGAAUCUGGAAAUCUGUGAUGCAAGAAAUGCAUGAUCUAGCCAACUCUCAUGGGGCGGCGCAUGACAAGUUCCGAAGUCCCAAACCGCACUACAAUCUCCUGGCGGAAUUUGUAUUGCAGAAAGUGGAACGGUCUGUGAGUCUGUAAUGCUCGCGAUGCAAGACAAAUCCCAGAUUCUAUUGUAACGUUUGAGAUUGUAACACCUGAGCGGGUUAUACUGAACCCGAUCUUGAUUACCCAACCCGAUGUGGCGCUGCGCAGCGCCUUCGAGCAGACGCAGCGACUUCUGGAAGAAGCCACGGAGAUCGGACACUUGAAUGCACAGUUCUCAGGUAUUCGCGUGAGCUCUGGUGGAGAACUUAGUUUUUCUAAUCGCAGUCGUGGGGAACAGAUUUUUUCCGUCCAGGGUAUUGGUGAUGCAUAAAAAUCUAACCACACCAGGCACGACGGCGACGGUUGUCGUUCACCUGAUCAGCAAGGGGGAAAUCUGGACCGCCCAUGUGGGCGAUUCACGAGCAGUUUUGGGUCGCAGAAUGACGCUGGGGGCCUUGGACGCGAGCGACGCCGGUGGCGCCGCGAAUGCGACGGCCUCGAACCGCACACAAACAGCUAAAAUUGACUACUUGAUGAGCCGAUCGUUGUCGUGGCUGUCAGCGUCGCAACAGGUAUAACAAAGGGUUCUGUCCAAGUAAGUACCGCAACGCGGCAAAAUACGUGCUGAGGUUCGAAAAGCAAAAGAUCGUCGUGUACGAAAAAAACAGCUGUGUUUUUCACUUCAUGUCAUGCACGGCAGCAGGAGGAUGUUUAUUUUCGUGUUACUCUUAGUCUUAUUGCGAACAACAAACUCAGCCACCCUCCUCCGCCGGAGCGGGAGCGGGCGGCAGCGAAAAGGAUGACAACACCUCCUCCAACAGUAAGUCUGGGCUGUACGCCGUUGACCUGACGCAAGAUCACAAACCGGACGACCCGGCCGAGCGAGAGCGCAUCGAAAACAGCGGCGGCCGCGUGAUCUUCGAUGGGUUCUACAACUACCGGGUGUAUGCCAAAAAGGGCAGGUAUCCCGGCCUAAACAUGUCCCGCGCGCUCGGCGACCUGGCGGGAUACUACGACGCAGGUAUUAAGCAUGUGCUGGAUCUACAGUUCGUGCUGUGAAAAUGAAUCGUCGCUCCCCCGCUCCUGCCCACGGGAGACGGCACUGCUCUGCGCGCGCCAUCAGUCGCCUUUCUUCUGCAGUUGCCAACUCAUUACUUACAAAAACUGAGGUAUUUCACCCGUCCCUACCAUCAGCUUCGAGAAGCUCAGAAAGAAGAGCAAAGAGCCCUCCGGUCUCUCUACCGCUGGUUCGAAAAACCACACGGGGUCCCCGCGGCACAUGAGCGAGACAACCGCCGUGGUGCCGACCUUUGCUGGCGGCGGCGCGCUGCCCGGGUCGAUCACCUCUUCGACGAACAGUUCUACCGUGAAGGCCGGCCAACGCGGUGACAAGGGGGAACAGGAGAGCCAGUUAACCACCGACGAAUUUCUGCUGCUGUGCAGCGACGGGGUGUGGGAGUUCAUGUCCAGCCAGGAGUGCGUCGAGUUCGUGGAAACGCACAUGAAGCGUGGUAUCCCCGACGCAGCGGAAGUGAUGGCCAAGGAGUGCUACGAUCGCUGGACCGUCCGCAUGCUCGGACAAGUCGUGGACGACAUCACCGCGGUGAUUGUGAAACUGUAGUAUGGUGCUUCGCAACGGUGUGUGGCCGUCGUCGAGAAUGAAACUUUUUAAAAGUUUAGGGUGCCCUAACGGGACAGAAACAGCAACAGGAGUCUCUUCCUCUUCGUGAAUGCAGGGCUGCUCGAAGUGGGAUUGUGCUGUUUGGAGAAUUUUUUACGUAGUGUCACUCUAUCAGCAUAAGGCUGUAAGAAGCGACGGUAUCACUUCUACCACUGGUUGGUGCGAUCAAGACCGAUGCCAAUCGAUCCGGUCUGUCUCCUUUUGGUUACUCACCUUUUUACAAUACCUCCACAGCCUUUCGUGCCUGCAAACUGAUCCAGGUAAAUAACGGCUCAGACCUGUGCAAGGCACGUCAUAGAAUGAUUCCGUGCACCAGCGCGAUCGAUCGUCGGUGCACGAUACUUGGGCGAAAUGGCACUCAGCGAUCGUCGUAAUGCGGUUGAAAUAGUGCAUGUGCACGACGCGAGUUCAUCUUCACCCUUUAAGAGAUUGGCUACAUCGACAUCAACAGUGUGCAUCCUCAUGAUCAGUCGAGAAGACUCGAGUGGCUCAGGCAAAG
Amoebophrya sp. A120 is the source of this 3232-nucleotide messenger RNA. Lineage: Eukaryota; Dinophyceae; Syndiniales; Amoebophryaceae. The record is from the annotation of a GenBank genome assembly.